GCUCACCGGAAGUACACAUAAAGAGACAACAGCCUGCUUCAAAGCGGCGAACAUUUAUGUUUACCUUCACCACAUCCACAACAGUGUGUUAACAUUUUUCACCUCUAAUUAGUUUCUAUAACUCACUACAUCUCGAGGAAGGCGACGGUUGAACAAUUUAGAAGAUGGGCCGGAGCAAAAGUCGGAGUCCUCCAAGACGAGAGAGAAGGCGUUCCCGCUCAGCUUCACGGGACCGUGAGCGAAGGCGGAGGGAGAGGGAACGCUCUCGUUCUCGUGAUCGGGACCGAGAACGUCGGAGAAGUCGCUCUCGCUCUCCUCACAGGAGGCGUUCAAGCAGGUCUCCUCCUAGACGUCACCGCUCCUCCUCCCUCUCUCCAUCGAGACAAAAAGAUCGAGACGAGCGCAAAGACGGGAAGGAAAAGGCGUCGAAACCCAUUCAGAUCUCAGCUGAAGACAUGCAAGGCAAGACAGAGGAGGAGAUAGAGAUGAUGAAACUGAUGGGCUUUUCUACGUUUGACAGCACCAAGGGGAAGAAAAGCGCUGCAGCGGCCAACGCACACGCCAUCAACGUGAGCAUGAAGAGGAAAUACAGGCAGUACAUGAACAGGAAAGGAGGAUUCAACAGGCCACUGGACUUCAUCGCUUAGAAGACUCACCAGCUCACAGUGACCCCCCCGAGAAGAUCCUUUCUCCCCUCAAAGUCGUGAAUAAUCAACUGUUGUUUACUGUUCUUAUUAUUAUUAUUUUUUUUAACCUCAACCUGUGUUGUGUGCAUCAGACCUGUAAAUAACUUUGAAGGUAAACAUACAUGUAAAUAACUGCUUUCUGUUUGCCACAGCUGGAUAUUAUUGAUAGGAGAGCUGUAGUGUCUGGAUCUGGUUAUUUGAAAUAAACCCUUUUUAAAAGUG
Labrus mixtus (cuckoo wrasse) is the source of this 908-nucleotide messenger RNA. It is a transcript of the gene snrnp27, whose product is annotated as small nuclear ribonucleoprotein 27 (U4/U6.U5). The record is from RefSeq and is a predicted model, not a curated record. NCBI's taxonomy places the organism in Eukaryota, Metazoa, Chordata, Actinopteri, Labriformes, Labridae. Gene Ontology annotation, biological process: RNA splicing. Gene Ontology annotation, cellular component: precatalytic spliceosome. The coding region runs from base 165 to 647 and encodes 160 amino acids. The transcript is spliced from 6 exons.